ACGGAAGUGCAAAUCAAGCGGAUGUGAGCUCGCGAGGCUUUUUGGGCGUACCGAGAAGCGCUGGGUUCGGGGGCACCGGGGCUUCUCGUGUGCGGGCUGGUGGAAGACCGCCGUCAUGUCGGCUAGCGCCGUCUAUGUAUUGGAUCUCAAGGGCAAGGUUCUUAUCUGUAGAAAUUACCGUGGAGAUGUGGAUAUGUCAGAAGUAGAGCAUUUUAUGCCUAUACUUAUGGAGAAGGAAGAAGAAGGGACGCUGUCACCUAUUCUGGCUCAUGGAGGUGUUCGCUUCAUGUGGAUUAAACACAACAAUUUAUAUUUGGUUGCCACUUCAAAGAAGAAUGCCUGUGUAUCUCUCGUGUUCUCAUUUCUAUACAAGGUAGUUCAGGUCUUUUCUGAAUAUUUCAAGGAACUGGAAGAAGAGAGCAUUCGGGAUAAUUUUGUGAUUAUUUAUGAACUGCUAGAUGAGUUGAUGGACUUUGGAUAUCCUCAAACCACAGAUAGUAAAAUUUUACAAGAAUACAUAACACAAGAAGGCCACAAGUUGGAAACUGGAGCCCCACGUCCUCCUGCCACUGUUACAAAUGCCGUGUCUUGGCGUUCUGAAGGAAUCAAAUACCGAAAGAAUGAAGUCUUCCUGGAUGUCAUAGAAUCUGUUAAUCUUUUGGUUAGUGCCAACGGGAAUGUUCUGCGCAGCGAAAUUGUUGGAUCCAUCAAAAUGAGGGUUUUCUUGUCCGGAAUGCCAGAGCUUCGCCUUGGCCUGAAUGACAAAGUCCUCUUUGAUAAUACUGGCCGUGGCAAGAGCAAAUCUGUGGAACUGGAAGAUGUGAAAUUCCACCAGUGUGUUCGUCUGUCUCGUUUUGAAAAUGAUAGGACUAUUUCAUUUAUCCCACCCGAUGGGGAAUUUGAGCUCAUGUCUUACCGCCUUAAUACCCAUGUAAAGCCUCUAAUCUGGAUUGAGUCGGUUAUAGAGAAGCAUUCCCACAGCCGCAUUGAGUACAUGAUCAAGGCCAAGAGUCAGUUCAAGCGCAGAUCUACAGCCAAUAACGUGGAGAUUCACAUUCCUGUUCCCAAUGAUGCCGAUUCACCGAAGUUCAAAACCACAGUUGGGAAUGUCAAGUGGGUUCCUGAGAACAGUGCCAUUGUGUGGUCCAUCAAGUCUUUUCCAGGAGGGAAGGAGUACUUGAUGAGGGCCCAUUUUGGGCUCCCAAGUGUGGAAGCUGAGGACAAAGAAGGGAAACCUCCCAUCAGUGUGAAGUUCGAAAUCCCAUAUUUCACCACAUCUGGAAUUCAGGUUCGUUAUUUAAAAAUAAUUGAGAAGAGUGGCUACCAGGCAUUGCCAUGGGUCCGCUACAUUACCCAGAAUGGAGAUUAUCAGCUUCGAACACAAUAACGUCAACUCAGCUACUGCGGCCAAGAAAGUAAUCAAUAUCCCUGGUCAGAAACAUGUUUGGUGCUUGAAGAUGUGGGCCAAGGUUGUCUUGCUGGCUGGAAGUGGAAUCAGGCUGUGUCCCAUAUCCAGCUGUACUUGGACCAGUGUUUAGUGCAGACCUCAUGAAUGUUUUUUUUUCUUGUAUGCCCCAUUCAGUGUUGUUUUUUGUUAGGAGUAGCUGUUGCCUUGAAACAAGGCCAAGAGCCAAUCUUGGGAAAACUUGGCUGGUCUUAUUUCUUUGCUUCAGAAAUUGGGGACUAUUCGUCCUCGUUUCUGAAGUUUUGUGAGUAUUAGCUGAGCUCCUCUUGCCAACCAUUUGCCUGCUGAUGUGUCUUAAUGCUAGUUAAACUCUGGUGACAUCUUGAAAUCAGUUUUCUUUGCAUUGCUGGGUUGUUUUUGCAAAUUAAUUAUCUACAACAGGCUCCCCAGAUGCAGAGUCUACAACAUGCAAAGUCAUUUGUUCGAUGGUGCUCAGUUUAAGAAAGAACAUGAAGUUGGUGUCACGAGGUGUUCUUAACAUGAGGGCGGGGGGCUCAAAAUGGAUGGCUGACACCAUCACCCCCAUCCACUUCUGAAUCAUCUAGCCGAGAAGAACAUCCUAUCCAUAUAUCUUUUUCAAGCAGCAGCUGAGAUGACCAACAUGCAACUGAAGUCUCUUUGUGGAAUUUGUAAGACGAUCUGCUUCUCCGUAAAGAAAAAUCAACCUGUAUAUAGAAAACUUACUUUGCCACUGAGAAAGGUUCUAGGUUUGUUUCUGGGGUUUUUUUUGUCUUCAUUCCUUGGACGGUUUCUGUGCAUAGAGGGUCAUGCGUGGGAAGCAUUCUGCCAGCCCUUGCUUAGCUUUCAAAUGACGACACAGUCUUCUAGGCGCUGCAGUAUCUGGUGAUUGUGAGAACGAGGCCAUAAUCAUGGUAGUUCCUGUAAGAACUCCCAAGAUGCCCAGUGUCUUGUGAGUGCCUCCUCUAGUCUAGUCCCUUUGGGGUGCGCUGGGACUGGAAUUCCCAAAACUGCCACUUACCUAUCUCGCCCUUUGCAUUUCCAGCCUUUCUCAAUUGGCUCCAACCACAUAUCAGGAAAGGCUGCUCUAGCAGAAAAAGCAAGUGCCCCCCAAAAUGGCUUUAGGUCAAAGAUUUUGCUGCCUCCUCACUGCUUCCUUUAGAGCAAUCCAUCUUUGAGGUCUGCUGAGUGGCAGUUGGUCACUUCUGAUAGAACACAAAGCAUUACAUAUGCUCUUUAGCAACUUAUCUCUGCUCACAAUUUGGCUUUUUUCCCCCUUCUAAAGAAUUGUGGGGUUCAAGUUCAUGAUAUACUUGCAAAGAUUAAAUUUAAGUGCUUGCUUUUUUACAAAGUGGAUUGGGAGAAGCAAUCGACCUGAACUUGGGAACAUGAUGUCCUAGGUAACUUUGUAGCAAGACCCAUCAGUUCCUGGAAAAACAGCCCUAGCCCAUUACUUGUAACCAUGAAAAAUCACAUAGUAGUUGAACAAAUGUAACUCUAAUGGAUUGAUAGUACACUUUAAUCAUUCACAAGUAUAUUUUUGCCCAUAGUUAAAAGGGUCAUGUUUGUGACGAGGCCCUCCUGGAGUUGCUAAAUUACAAUUUCUAGCAGUCCUAGUGGCGGUAAUCAUGAAUCGUAGUGCUGUAGCUUGCAGUUUUUGUCAGAAUGAUGAAAGCAGUAUCCCUCUGCAGGAUCACAAGUGCCAUCCUUUGGGGAUAUUCUGUGUGAUGUCAUGAAGCUCACAGAAAAGGGAUACAGCUCGCACUGUGAUGCCAUAGCACUGCUCUCAUUAGUCUGACCCAUCUCCAAAUGCUACUGCCAAGAAAGUUGGAAACUAGUUCAGCACUCUGGAAGGCCAAGUAUCCCUGAGAAAUACACAAGAUAACAAUUGGUCAGGGGCAGAUGGGUUCGCUUGCCAAAGUUAGAUCUAAGACCACUGCUGUUAUUUAACCGGUUCCCUCCAGCUGCCAGAAAUGUCAACAUCAUGCCUUUAACCAGGGCAUUGUAUUUGUUGUCUAAAAGUCUGUUUAAAAUAAAUGAAAUGACCAGAA
This is a messenger RNA of Ahaetulla prasina, 3474 nucleotides long. It is a transcript of the gene AP1M1, whose product is annotated as adaptor related protein complex 1 subunit mu 1. Lineage: Eukaryota; Metazoa; Chordata; Lepidosauria; Squamata; Colubridae. The record is from RefSeq and is a predicted model, not a curated record. The transcript is spliced from 12 exons. Gene Ontology annotation, biological process: intracellular protein transport; vesicle-mediated transport. Gene Ontology annotation, cellular component: clathrin adaptor complex; clathrin-coated vesicle. The coding region runs from base 116 to 1387 and encodes 423 amino acids. Gene Ontology annotation, molecular function: clathrin-cargo adaptor activity.